Ictalurus furcatus (blue catfish) is the source of this 3321-nucleotide messenger RNA. Its product is annotated as forkhead box protein K2-like. Gene Ontology annotation, biological process: regulation of transcription by RNA polymerase II. Gene Ontology annotation, molecular function: RNA polymerase II cis-regulatory region sequence-specific DNA binding; protein binding; DNA-binding transcription factor activity, RNA polymerase II-specific. Bases 181 to 1944 code for a protein of 587 amino acids. The record is from RefSeq and is a predicted model, not a curated record. NCBI's taxonomy places the organism in Eukaryota, Metazoa, Chordata, Actinopteri, Siluriformes, Ictaluridae. The transcript has 9 exons.
UUUACGCUUCUCCUGUCCAGACCCUGCUUCGGUUUUAUUUGAUUUCAGCUGGAAUUUCUGGACGUGCCUGUGAACAAAUACUAGUUUUAUAGCGACGUCGGCUAUAAGGAGGCGUCAGGAGAAAGCAUCGCGUUUGUUUUGGGCAGUAGGUGAGGAUUAUACGCCGUUGUGUGGGGUAACAUGGCGGCGGUGUCGGUGGGGGUGAGCGGGUUGUCCGGACCGGCGGUGGCCCGGCUGGAGGGCCGCGAGUUCGAGUACCUGAUGAAGAAGCGCUCGGUAACGGUGGGCCGGAAUUCCUCUCAGGGCUCCGUGGAUGUGAGCAUGGGCCACUCCAGCUUCAUCUCCCGCAGGCACCUGGAGCUGUUCACGGCCGGAGAGGAGGACGGGGCAGGGGGGGACUUCUACCUGCGCUGCCUCGGGAAGAACGGCGUGUUCGUGGACGGCGUGUUUCUGCGCAGAGGAGCUCCUCCGUUACAGCUGCCCCGAGUGUGCACAUUCCGUUUCCCCAGUACGAGCAUAAAGAUCACCUUCACAGCAUUGGGGCAGGUGAAGAAGGAGCCGAAGGAGGCGGAGUCUCCGGUGAAGGCGGUGCAGCCUCAGAUCUCGCCGCUGUCAAUAAACAUCCCUGAUAACAUCGCUCACCUAAUGAGCCCUCUACCCUCGCCGACUGGGACCAUCAGUGCGGCGAACUCGUGUCCCUCGAGUCCCCGUGGUGCCGGUACUUCGGGUUAUAAACUGGGCCGCUUCGUGUCCUCAGACCUGCUCAACGAUAACUCCCAGUCGGAGAACGAUAAAGAGGCGUCGGGAGGAGACAGUCCCAAAGACGACUCUAAACCUCCGUACUCGUACGCUCAGCUGAUCGUGCAGGCCGUCACACUCGCUCCGGACAAACAGCUCACACUCAACGGCAUCUACACACACAUCACCAAGAACUACCCCUACUACAGGAGUGCAGAUAAGGGCUGGCAGAACUCGAUCAGGCACAACUUGUCUCUGAACCGGUACUUCAUCAAGGUUCCGCGCUCUCAGGAGGAGCCGGGGAAGGGUUCGUUCUGGAGGAUAGACCCGUCCUCGGAGGGGAAACUCGUCGAGCAGGCCUUCAGGAAGCGCAGACCCCGAGGAGUUCCCUGCUUCAGGACCCCGCUCGGACCCCUCUCCUCCAGGAGUGCCCCAGCAUCACCCAGUCAUUCCGGCGUUCUCUCCGCCCACUCCAGCGGCGUCCAGACCCCUGACAGCCUGUCACGAGAGGGCUCACCUGUUCCCUUGGAAACAGACUCCACCCCUGCCCCACCCCCUGUCACCGCUGCUGCCAUACAGCCGAAACUGGCCGUGAUCCAGGAGGCUCACCUGGCAAAGGCCACGCCCGGUUCUCCAGUGAGCAGUGCUCCGGUGUUGAUAGCAGUUCAGAGACCCGUGGUAUUCUCCUCUUCCUCCUCCUCCUCAGCUGCUCCUCAGACUCUGAUGCAGACUCUCCAUGUUCUCCAUCAGAUCCCCAUCAGCGCUGUUAAACCUCCACACACUUCUCAGGAGAACGGAGCGCUGCACUCAGAGGGCAAAGUGAAAGUAGAAGCUGUGCCCACCAUCACCCACACCUCCAUAGGCUCGGCCAGUCGAAUCAUCCAGAGCACCACGGCCACGCCCCUCCAGACGGUUACCAUAGUGCAGCAAGCCCCAUUGGGUCAGCACCAGCUGCCAAUCAAAACCAUCACACAGAACGGCACACGCAUGGUGCCCAUUGCCACGGCCAGCACAGUGUCCAGUCCCCUCCACCUGUUGGCAGCCCACGCAUCCAUCUCUGCUUCUCUGCCCACUAAACGACAGAACGGAGACAUCGAGCAGCCUGAGUGUAAACGACAGAAAAUGGAGGAAAAGCAGCACAGCACCGCCUCUGACCCAAAUGGAACGGCCGCUAUGGACACGCCCGCUGCUGUCAGUCAUGACUAGGCAUCAAUACCAGCCCCGCCCCCUUUCCCAUCAACUCCAUCUCUUGCUGUCUGUCUUCUCCCCCGACCCCAUCUCUCUUUCUCUCUCUCAUAUCAUGUCCGUUAAUGACUGACUGUUCAAUACAAAGCAAAAAAAAACCGCAAAACCAUGCCCAUUUAUAGACUCCGCCCACCAGCCUCUCCAGCUUCCUUAUUUCCUCUUUUACACCAAACCCACAUUUCAUCAUCUCCCAGAAGACUGCAGUGCAUAUUUAUAUAUUUAUACACACACACACACACACACACACACACACACACAACGACUAUAUCUGUGAUCUGAGCUCACUUGUCUGUACUUACUCGUGUGUGCCUCUCUCUCUGUGUGAGUGUGCGAGCGUGCGUGUGUGUGUGUGUGUGUGUGUGUGCGUGCAUGUGAGUGUGGGAGAGCAGCAUCUCCUCCACAUUCCACACCCCGGCAGCUCAUCUGUAAUACAACUCACGAGACACGAUCGACAACCUGACGAAAGAGAGGGGGGUGUGUGUGUGUGUGUUUCGCGUAGUCUAGUUUUAUUCAUCAACUAAAGGGAUCAACAUCUACUGGCAGCUAAGCCCUCAAACACACACACACAGUGAGAUAUGCAGUAUUUUGUCAUGUGGAGCACACUUUUUUGCUUUUUUUUGUUUGUAUUUUGUGGACGUUUACAGUGACAAAUGAAUUUCCAUGGAAUUGUACGUCACACAGACCAGCCGCGGAGGAUAUCGGACUCGCUCGUCUUCAUAUUCGUUUAAGAAACUUUCCAUUUUGUUUCUUUUAAACAAGUUUUUUUCUUUUUUUUCUUUAAGGAAAUAUAUAUAUAUAAAUAUAUAAAUAUCGAAUAAGUGUUCGUUUUCCUCCUGUCGAGUCCUAGCCUCUCUUCUUGCACCCGACUUUUCAUACUUUCAUAUGUAAAAGAUGUGAGAUUGUGAUUUUACAGAAGUCUGAUGCUGCAGCUAAUGUGCUAAUAACAAUAAACACACCUGAGCCGGCAACUGAAGAUAGCAGCUAGCAAAAAAACUCUACGUCUGCAUCUCGUCGUCAUCAUUCCUCCCUGGUCAUGAUGCUUGUCUGUAGCAGGCUCCGAGACACCAUGCUUGGAUUUGAGUCCAUAUAAGGGAUUGAUAUUCAGGAUUUAAGCUCCGCCCAGCAGCCUGCAGGGUUUCCAUCCCUGGAUGGAUGUGGCUUUAGUUGCCUCAGUCAGCGUGCUCCGGUCUAUGCACUGAUUGAUUGAAUGUGUGCCCGAGGAUGCAAGUAUGGAAAAAGAAGAAAAAAAAGAUAGGUGUUUGUUCUGCUUCACUGGGAAAAUGCUUAUUUUUUUCCUCUUUUUUUUUUUAUUAUAAAUUAAUUUAAACCCUUUAACAA